GAGACAAUAUAUUCUUUCUACUACUCCCUCACUCUUCCUUCUUCUUCUUCUUCUUCAUCUUCUUGUUAAAUUUCCCAAAAACCCAAAAGGAUAAACUUCUUCUUAAAUUUUCAAACUUUUUUGUGUUUUUGAUUGAAUUGAAGAGAGAGAGAGAGAGAGAGAGAGAGAGAGAGAGAGAGAUGUCAAUACGGAGCUUAAUCCAGGACAUGAGGUUUUCCCGGUCGCAGCGGGUGGUUCAGGACCGGUCGGCGGCGGCGGCGGCGCCGGAGGUGGGCGACUCGGUGAAGCAGAGCUGCUGGGCACAGAUGCCUCAGGAGCUUCUCAGGGAGGUUUUGAUGAGAAUUGAGGCUUCUGAGGCCGCCUGGCCGCCGCGGAAGAGCGUCGUCGCCUGCGCCGGAGUCUGCCGGAGCUGGAGGCUGCUGACGAAAGAGAUCGUUAAAUCGCCUGAGCUCUCCGGAAAGCUCACCUUUCCCAUCUCCGUCAAGCAGCCUGGUCCAAGGGAUGAACUGCUACGGUGCUUUAUAAAAAGGAACCGCUCGACCCAGACAUAUUAUCUUUACCUCGGUUUGACCCAUGCAUUAACUGAUGAGGGAAAGUUCCUACUUGCUGCUCGCAAGUAUAAACGCCCCACCUGCACAGACUAUAUUAUCUCACUAAAUGGUGAUGAAAUGUCAAAGGGCAGCAGCAACUAUAUUGGAAAACUGAGGUCAAAUUUUUUAGGAACCAAGUUCACGAUCUUUGAUGGGCAGCCAACUGAUGUGGGAGCCAAGUUUACAAAAAGUCGAUCCACUAGGCUAGUGAAUUUGAAACAAGUUUCACCUAGGGUCCCUGCUGGCAACUAUCCAGUGGCUCACAUUUCAUAUGAACUAAAUAUGUUGGGUUCCAGAGUUCGUACAAGCAGGGGUCCAAGGAGAAUGCAAUGCACCAUGGAUGGCAUUCCUGCCUCUGCGAUUCAACCUGGAGGUGUAGCACCCACACAGGCAGAGUUUUCAAGUAGUACUGCCGAGUUCUUUCCGUCCCUUCCAUUUUUCCGUUCGAAAUCAACUCGCAUGGAAAGUUUCCUAGGGCCUUCGGCCAAACCAAAAGAUGGGGUGAUCGUGUUAAGAAACAAAGCUCCAAGGUGGCAUGAACAACUCCAGUGUUGGUGUUUAAACUUUCAUGGACGAGUAACAGUUGCUUCAGUGAAAAACUUUCAGUUGGUGGUUUCUCCUGAAAAUGGACCGGCUGGGCCAGAGCACGAGAAGAUUGUCCUCCAAUUUGGGAAAGUGGGCAAGGAUUUGUUUACCAUGGAUUACAGGUACCCAAUAUCAGCAUUCCAGGCAUUUUCAAUCUGCCUCAGCAGCUUUGACACCAAGAUCGCUUGUGAAUAAUACAUCUCAACAGGAGCAGCAAGGUUUGAAAAUCAUUUAGGAGAUUGAAGUCAAUGAGACUGUUUUCGGAAGGUGAUUGCUACUGGACUUCUUAUGCAGAGGGCAUGGUCAGAAGCUUCAAACCUUCCGGGAUCAUGACUUUGUUCAAGUCAUGGAAAGACCACUGGAACCGAAUGUUGGAGAGCUUUGGUUCUUUGUCAUCCCCAUAUGUAUAUUUCAUUUGUUAAUGUAUAUAGCGAGUGUUCCUAUAAAAGCAUGCUAUUGUUUUGCUAUUUGACGCCAUAUCAAAUUUCAGUUGGUUUUAGUCAGAGUAUUAUAGGUUGUUUAAUCAUCAAAUGAAUUCCUACUUGUUCAUUUUCUCAAUGAGGAUGCUGGCU
Rosa chinensis is the source of this 1747-nucleotide messenger RNA. RefSeq names its product tubby-like F-box protein 3. Bases 180 to 1370 code for a protein of 396 amino acids. Gene Ontology annotation, molecular function: protein binding. The transcript has 6 exons. The record is from RefSeq and is a predicted model, not a curated record. Lineage: Eukaryota; Viridiplantae; Streptophyta; Magnoliopsida; Rosales; Rosaceae.